Messenger RNA from Aureobasidium musti, 366 nucleotides. The record is from the annotation of a GenBank genome assembly. Lineage: Eukaryota; Fungi; Ascomycota; Dothideomycetes; Dothideales; Saccotheciaceae.
AUGGUCGUCAAGAACACCCAAGCUGUCGCAAAGGCCACCGCGCCUCGUCUGCCACCNCUCCACAAGCUGCGCGUCCGCAAGCCCGACCAGGCUGGCGCAAACCCUUGCAUCGGUGUCAUGUCUUCUGUCCUCGGUAUGUUUGGCCGCAAACCUCUUGCGCCUCGCUGUGCUUGCACUGACAUGGUCAACNNAGGAUGCUGGGCAUCGUCUGGAUACACCGCACAAGGAUGUGCUGCCCUUGAACAACAACUUCGCGCAUGCAUGGACGCUNNCCCGUAUAAAGCUGGCCAAACCAAGAAGAGUUCGAUCAACUACCAUCUCUCGAGAUUAUACCCCCAAAUCAUCGGCCCACACAAGCGGAACUAG